This is a messenger RNA of Bactrocera latifrons, 1461 nucleotides long. It is a transcript of the gene DIP-lambda, whose product is annotated as lachesin. NCBI's taxonomy places the organism in Eukaryota, Metazoa, Arthropoda, Insecta, Diptera, Tephritidae. The transcript is spliced from 9 exons. Gene Ontology annotation, cellular component: neuron projection. The record is from RefSeq and is a predicted model, not a curated record. The coding region runs from base 1 to 1461 and encodes 486 amino acids.
AUGAGCCGCAUUAUUACUGAUGAUGAGUAUUGGAUCAUUGCUUACGACCCAGAAACAGACAAUGAAUCGGUCGACUAUCGUGGCAAAGGCCAUAAUCAACCAGAUGAGCCGGAGCCGGAGUUCUUGGCGCAAUUGACCAACUUUUCAGUGCCGCAAGGGCGCGAUGUCUCAUUCACGUGCGUGGUCAACAACUUGGGCCAGUAUCGGGUUGCUUGGAUUAAAUCCGACUCGAAAGCAAUACUCGGUAUUCACACCCAUAUGGUGUCACUUAAUCCCAGAUUAUCAGUGACACACAAUGGGCACAACACCUGGAAACUUCACAUAUCCCACGUGCAGCUCAACGAUUCAGGCAGCUACAUGUGCCAGGUGAACACAGAUCCCAUGAAGAGUCUGUCUGGCUAUUUGGAUGUUGUAGUGCCGCCGGAUAUUCUAAAUCAUCCGGAACAAAACCUCGAAGAGGGUAUCUGCAAUGAAGGUGGCACAAUCGUGCUCAUCUGUAGUGCUACAGGCGUCCCUGAACCGACUGUGCAAUGGCGACGUGAGGGCGCUAAGGAUAUAGUUCUACGAACGGAGACAAGGGAAAAACAAGUGGUCAAAACGGUAGAGGGUGAGCGACUCGUGCUGACUAAUGUGCAUCGCACCGAUAUGGGCGGUUAUUUGUGUAUUGCCUCGAAUGGUGUACCGCCGUCCGUAAGUAAGCGCUUCGACGUGCAUAUCAAUUUUCAACCGUCAAUUAAGGCUGUCAAUCAGCUAUUGGGCGCCCCCGUUGAACGUGAAGUCACACUUGAAUGCAUUGUAGAAGUGUAUCCGAAACCGCUCAAUGGCUGGUAUCGCAACGAAGGUAACUUAAAACUGCAUAGUAGCAACAAGUACAACAUAUCGGAGGCCAUGAUUAACUUGUACACGUGGCAUCUCAACCUGACAAUACGUCAUCUGACAAAGGCCGACUUUGGCGCCUACACUUGUUCCAGCGUCAAUGCGUUGGGCAAAAGCGAAGCGCGGAUACGGCUGCAAGAACUGCGUUUACCGCCCAAACCGACAACAACGCCAACACCUCACGUUUACACCACGCCGAAGCCGCGCCGCAAACCGCCAACGAACCAUCAAAACAAAGGACUCAACGAAGUGGUGCGCGCCAAGGAGACCCAUCACGUCACAAAUCAAAUGCAGGAGAAUGACAUUUACGCCGGUCUGAGUGGCACUGGCGGUGCCUUCUUUGGCAGCGCCAACACGCUCAGCAGCAACGGAGCGCUGGGCGAUGCUGCAGGCGUUGCCCUAGGUAACGGUAAUGCGAAUAGCAACAACAAAAACAAUGGUAAUGGCAACGGUAACAUCAUCAGCUUGAACAGCGGCCUGAUAAACGGAGCGGAAGUAUUGCAGCAGCAGCAGCGGCAGUCAAGUGACAUUAGUGUGGCAAGAGUGCAGCAUCUUUACAUCUUAUACACUUCAGCGCCCACAUGA